GAGAGAGGGGCACUGCAGAAUGACAGAUCAACAUGAAUAAAUCAUCAGAAAGCAGAGCUGACCACCAGAGAGAGAAAGAGAGAGGUGCGCUGCCUGAUGCCAAGACGCUUGUCUGUCUAUAGUUCCAGAGCGCUGUCCGUGAUGCUGGACCUUCUCAACGUGUCCAUUCACAGGUUACCUGUAGUUUAUGCACUGACCAGGAGGCACGACGAACUCACACCAUAAGGAGAUUGAGAAUCACACUUGAAAGAGACAUGGGGUUUCUAUUCAGAAGAAACCCCCUUUAAAAUCCUUGGAGUAGAUCGAACGGCGUCAGAUUCAAUUUGGGUACCGCGGUUUGAGAAAGGAGAGAAGUCUUCAAUAUCGGUGUGAUGGUUAACGAAUACAUAUGGGAUUAUUGUGGACAUGAAUGUACCGGGACGUGUUGACAAAAUGUUCGUCAAUAUGAUCUCUUUUGUCACAUACCUGAAGUUAAUUGAUCUACUCUGAAUACUUCGACUCAACGGUUUCAACGGUCGCUUGGAUAAUAAGUGAUGAUAAAUAAAAUAUAAGUGAUUCGAAUAAAAUAUUCGAAUGUGCUUAUGAAUUGAACGCAUUAAGUAGCCUGCAAGUGGGUACUUGAAGAUCUGACAUCUACAAAUUUUGAUAUAUAGAUCUGAGGAGAAUAAAACACGAAGCCAUGUCUUGUCUGCUGGUGUUAGUGAACUGUGUGAUCCUGUUGCUCUUCACCAGCGACAUGUUUUUGGUCAGUGGAAACCGCCCUCCUGCUCCCGUCAACGUGUCUGUGAUGCACCUGAGGGCCGACUCCGCCACCGUCUCCUGGGAGGUACCUGAGGGUGACGUCAUCAUCGGCUUCUCCAUCUCACAGCAGAGACAGCAGGGCCACACCCAGCGCUUCAUCAGGGAGGUGAACACCACCAGCAAGGCCUGUGUUCUGUGGGAUCUGGACGAGGAGACAGACUAUAUUAUCCAGGUCCAGUCCAUUGGUUUGUACGGAGAGAGUCAGGCCAGCAAGAGGGUCCACUUCAGAACCCUCAAGAAGUCUGACCGCUUCCUGUCCAACAGCUCCAACCAAGAUGACCCUGCAGUGGAAGGUGUGGACAAGUCACGACAGCUCCAGACAGGAGAGGUGAUCAUCAUUGUGGUCGUGCUGCUCAUGUGGGCAGCUGUCAUUGUCCUGUUCUGUCGGCAGUAUGACAUCAUCAAGGACAACGACUCUAGUUCCGGCAAAGACAAGGUAAAACCGUCGUCGUUGGCGAGCACGCCAGAACACUGCUCCGGAGGACUGCUACGGAACAAGUUUCGUCCAUCGCUACAAUCUAUCAACAUAAUUGAGGUUUAAGGGAAAGAUGCAGAAUGCAGAUGCCAAUUCCGACCCUUCCUCCUCCGUUGCUACAUUCUCCAACUCCUCAAUCUUCUCUCUCCUCUCUGACGAAGAGAAAACAAGUCAUUAGAUAAACUGCCGCCCUGAGGCUUGACUGUUGAUGCAUGUCGGCCAAGCUAAUUUAGCGAAGAAAACACACACACACACACAGAGAGUUAAGUAUACUGUACAAAAUACACAAGCACGCCUGCAGGGUGAUUGUACAUACACUAUUUUAAUGUUAAUACAUUAUACAUUAUGCAGGUAUCGUUCAAGUAUUUCAAGUGAGAUACUUGGUUUGUAAUUAGUACACCGUGGCCGUCUCUGGGACAUUUGUCUCUGGCGUAGAUUCAAUCCGUGUUGCAGAAGAUAGAUCCGUGCUACAGCGAAAAUUUAAAGGCGAUGUUCCUGCGUUCGCAGAGACUGCAAUGACUGUCCACUCUGCAUAUGUCGGGGCUCAAUCGGAACUUCCCUUUAAAAUGUUAUCGUGGUAAAACACUUCCGCAAUACAGACUGAAUCUCGCCCUUUGUGUUCAUGUUGUCGUCUGUGUUUUUUGAUAUUAACUAGAUUCCAUGUUAUGGAUUAUGUUUACUUUGAUUAUAUCCUUUGAUCUGUUUUUUUGCAUCUUAAUCCUCUUCCUCCUUGUACAGUCAUUUCGCAAUAAUAACAUCCCAAUUGGUUGCCGCAAAAAUACUCAUUCUUGAAGUAGUUAUCGCAGGUGAAAACAUUGUGAUCUGAGUGCGACAGACUACAGCAAUGCUAAUGACAGAAACCAGUUCUUGAACACAUGCAGUUGUAGAUGAAUACAUAGCUUAUGACCAUCGUCAACGCAUUAUUGAUGCAUGACUGUGCAUACGGAGAAAUGUUUAUAUUCCAUAGAUUGACUACUGAAGGACGCAUGCCGGUCAAUCACCCGUAGUAUAGUAUUUGAUGUGCUCUCUAUUUUUACCAAAACAAAAUAUGCAACAAGAAAAAAAUAUUGCAAUACUGGAAAAGCAGAAUAUUAUCCAUUUUUCUAUUGUCAUUUGAUCGUCCUUCCUCUUAGUGAGGACUUGUUUGUUUUGGUUGUUUUGACACUUGUAAAUAUCCUGUAAACUGUGUUUUACCUGACAUAUUGAACAAUAAAGUUUAUUUCAAAUUCAAACGGAA
Messenger RNA from Salvelinus fontinalis (brook trout), 2513 nucleotides. RefSeq names its product fibronectin type III domain containing 4a (gene fndc4a). NCBI's taxonomy places the organism in Eukaryota, Metazoa, Chordata, Actinopteri, Salmoniformes, Salmonidae. The transcript is spliced from 6 exons. Bases 680 to 1342 code for a protein of 220 amino acids. The record is from RefSeq and is a predicted model, not a curated record. Gene Ontology annotation, molecular function: protein binding.